This is a messenger RNA of Medicago truncatula (barrel medic), 891 nucleotides long. RefSeq lists its product as uncharacterized. The coding region runs from base 1 to 891 and encodes 296 amino acids. NCBI's taxonomy places the organism in Eukaryota, Viridiplantae, Streptophyta, Magnoliopsida, Fabales, Fabaceae. The transcript is spliced from 3 exons. The record is from RefSeq and is a predicted model, not a curated record.
AUGGCAAGAGUGGGUUUGGAUCGGAAGUGGAUUGGGUGGAUGAAACAGUGUGUUUUUGGAGGAAGUAUAUCAAUGCUUGUUAAUGGGAGCCCAACAGAGGAAAUCAAUAUUGAAAGAGGUUUAAAACAAGGGGAUCUGCUUGCUCCUUUCCUUUUUUUGUUGGUGGCCGAAGGUUUUAGUGGGCUUAUGAGGAAUGUGGUUAGAAAUAAUAUGUUCGAAGGUCUUCGAUUUCAUGAGGAGGGAUUGGUUUUAUCGCACCUUCAAUAUGCGGAUGAUACUAUUUGUAUGGGAAAGGCUACGGUGGAAAAUUUGUGGGUAUUAAAGGCGCUCUUGAGGGGGUUUGAGAUGGCUUCCGGGCUUAAGAUGCCAGGAAUUGUGUGGAAGAAAUUGGUGAGAAUCCAAAGAGAAAUUCUUUGGAGAGGUGUUGAAGUGGGUCGUAAAAUUAACUGGGUGAAGUGGAGGACGGUGUGUCAACUGAAAGGGAUGGGCGGUCUUGGAGUGAGGGAUAUUAGAGUGGAUAUUACUAGUAUUGAAUGGAGAAGUGGGAUGAAUUGGUUUAACGACGAGGUGGUUAGAAAGGUGGGUAAUGGAGGCAAAACCAAGUUUUCGAAAGAUGUUUUGAGGGGUGGGGUGUGUUUCCGGGAUAAAUACCCUUGGCUUUUUGCCUUGUCUAAUCAAAAGGAAGGUACGGUGGCGGAUGUUUGGGUGAAUGGUGAGAUGGGAAGGGAGUGGAGGUUUAUGUGGCGGAGGAAUUUUUUUGUUUGGGAAGAUGAUUUAUUGAAUAGUUUAGUGGAGGAUUUGGAGGGCCAUGUUUGGUCCCAUGAGGAGGAUAUGUGGAUUUGGAAGUUAGAAGAGGAUGGGAGGUUUUCGGUUAAAUCUAUAACUAUAUGA